This is a messenger RNA of Trichoderma aggressivum f. europaeum, 1608 nucleotides long. RefSeq lists its product as uncharacterized. The coding region runs from base 1 to 1608 and encodes 535 amino acids. Gene Ontology annotation, cellular component: mitochondrial inner membrane. The record is from RefSeq and is a predicted model, not a curated record. Lineage: Eukaryota; Fungi; Ascomycota; Sordariomycetes; Hypocreales; Hypocreaceae. The transcript has 3 exons. Gene Ontology annotation, biological process: inner mitochondrial membrane organization.
AUGCGGGUGCCAACAAACAAUCGGCGCGCGAAUUUUUGCGAAGGCGGUCUACACCAAAAACCUGCCCGUCGAGAUCGGCCCAAAGACCCGGGCUCAGCCGGGGAAGCUGUCUGUUCAGAGGUGGAGGCAACGGGAACAUUAUCGCUCACGCCUGGGCCUGCACGGGGCCAGACUAAGACAGAUCCCAGUCCAGCCCAGCACUUUGUCCCGUCUCUCGGCUACUCUGCACCGACAUCCGGCGGUUCGAGCCCUCGAGGAUCAAAGAAGAAGAAGAAGAAAACAGCGGUGCAGAGGCUUCUCGGCCCUGCGCUGGCAGAUAUGCAGCCGUUUGGCCGUGCUGUCUGGAGACAUGGCAGGAUAGGGCUGGAGCUGGCAGCAAGGCCUGCCCCCGGCGGCAUCACCAUCACCACAGCCCGAUGGCCGUCGACGCCCUGCAAGCGUUGCCACGUCCAGCCCAUCGUCUUCCCUCGCUUCUACUCUUCUCAGCCUCCCCACGACGCCGACAAAUCCCCCGUCCCCCCUCCAUCCGCCCCCAAAGCCGACAAACCGGCUGCACCCGCGAAAAAUGCAAGCAGCACCGAACCCCCCGCCGCCGGUGCCUCGUGGUCCCGGCCGAGCUGGCUGGAGCUGCCGUCCAUAUCUGAGGAGCGCCGGAGUGCCCUGAACAAGAGGUUCAGCGGCAUCAUGGACAAUGUCCAGUCAAAAGUUCUCAAUGCCUCGCAGAAGCUCAACGAGAUCACCGGCUACACGGGCAUCGAAGCCAUCAAGGUGGAGAAUGAGCAGCUGGAGACUGGCUUGGCCGAGGCCCAGGCUCGUGUGCGGGCGGCCAGACAGGCAUACAAGACGUCAAAUAACAAGCGAGCGUCGACUCAGCGUGAGGUGACGACGCUGCUUGCCCGCAAGGAUACAUGGACACCGACAGAUCUUGAACGCUUUACGGAAUUGUACCGCACAGACCACGUCCUGGAGGGCGAGGUCGUCACGGCGCAGGAAAACUUGACCGAGGCCGAGUCCGACGAGCAGAAGCUCAGCCAGAAGCUCAGCGCCGGCAUCCUGAAACGCUAUCAUGAAGAGCAGAUCUGGAGCGACCGGAUCCGAAGGGCCUCGACCUGGGGUACCUGGGGCCUGAUGGGCAUGAACUUUGUCCUCUUUGUCGUUCUCCAGUUCGUCGCCGAGCCCUGGAAGAGGAAAAGGCUGGUCAAGGGCGUCGUGGCAGAGGAGAAGCGAGUCCUAGACGAAGUUCAGACCGAGCUGGCCGUGAUCAAGGCCAACCUCGACCAGGUGGCCGCGGCCGCCGAGGUCGACAGAAUCAAGGCUCGUGAAAAGGAAGCCCAGAAGCUGCUCAGCCUGACCAAGAUCAGGGCUGUCUGGCAGACCACCAUGUCCGCGGUUUGGAUUCGCAGCUUCCAGGAGUUGAAAGAUGUCCUGUCGCGAUGGAAGGCCCUUGUGACCGACCUCGAGGUGUGGAGGGCCGGGUUCGAAUACCUGAUUAGCGAGCGCCAGGUGGACAUGCGCAUGCGAGACGCAUCCGCCUUGGUGCUGGAGGGCCUCGUCACUGGCAUAUUCAUCACAUGGCGCAUGGGAGCGUUGUUUCGAAGUAGUAAAUGA